Molecule: messenger RNA, 1416 nt
Organism: Sesamum indicum (sesame)
Lineage: Eukaryota; Viridiplantae; Streptophyta; Magnoliopsida; Lamiales; Pedaliaceae
Biological process (GO): regulation of secondary shoot formation
Cellular component (GO): nucleus
Molecular function (GO): DNA-binding transcription factor activity; sequence-specific DNA binding
Source: RefSeq, a predicted model, not a curated record
UUACUCAAGUCAGUCCACACCUUAAAAGCUCUCCAACAAAUUCAAACACAGACAAUAACUGGUGCAUUUACAAGCUCCAGUCAUGUUUCCUUCACACAACGGCGACAACCCUUUUGAGUCCUUGUUCAAAACUCCAUCAAAUUCCUGUACUGAUCAAAACCCUAACCCCAAACAAGAUGACCCUUCAUUUCUCUUCAAUUUCCCUUCUCCAUUUUUUGACGAAGACGAACUGCCCUUGAACAAGAUACUGCUUCAAAGUCAGCUCAUGAUGGCUGAUAAAAACACCCAUCCUACAAAGAAAGAACCAACAAAAUUCAGUAUUGGGACCUCAAAGCUGGACGAAAAAGAAGCCGAGAAGCAGAUACCUAGUGGGAUGGUCGCACCAUCGAGGAGACGAAAUCUUGGUGCUAUACCACGAAGAAGAACUGGGAAGAAGGAUAGGCACAGCAAGAUUUGUACGGCUCAGGGAAUUAGAGACCGGCGAAUGAGAUUGUCACUGCAAGUGGCUCGCAAAUUCUUCGAUCUUCAAGACUUGUUGGGCUACGACAAAGCUAGCAAAACCAUAGAGUGGCUCUUCACUAAGUCGAAGAAGGCGAUCAAAGAGCUUGCCAAAGACCAUCCACACGCAAAUUUCAACUUUUCGACCAGUGAUGCGAAGAGCGAGUCUUUUCUUUCUGAGUGUGAAGUGGUUUCAGGAAUUGAGGAGAACUAUUCAAAUGAGGUGAAGGAUAGUAAUAUUGCACUACCAGAUGAGAGUGUAGUGCCACUAUGCAUUAGUCGGGACGACGACGAGAGAAAGCCGCAUAUGCCGGCGUGUAAACCUAACGCGAGGGAGUCGAGGGAGAAGGCAAGAGCAAGGGCAAGGUGUAGAACACGAGAGAAAAUGAUGGUCAAACGCCUCAAGUUUCAAGAAUCAAAUUCCCAGAACAAAGAAGUUAGGGUUUCUCCAUAUGAAGCUCAUCAUAUUGAUUUAUGUAACUCACUUGAACAGCAAUUAUCUGAUGUGGGCGCAAUCGAGAAGUUUCUAGCGAGUUCAAGCUCUUCAAUGUCCUGCCCUAUGAUCUGUGAUUAUCAGGCUUCAGCUGGCUACACAGAUCCCAAUAGUAAUUUCAUUGGAUUUUCUGGAAAUUGGGACGUGUUGAAUUACAAUGAAAGAACAAGCUCCCUUCAUUAUGCAGUCACAAAUCAAGUUUCACUUGCAGGUAACCCUAACUCAAUUUACUCAUCAGGAACUGAUUAUUACUAGCUAGGGAUGGAUCGAGAUUGCCCUGUAAAAGUGCACUGUGUCUUAGGUCUGUGUAAAUUGUUAAGGAACUAAUUUGAAUCAUUUUCCAUGUUUGAUUUGGUGUAUCAACAGAUCUAUGUAGGUAAAUAAUUAUGAUCCAAUUGUACUCUUAAUUAUUAAGAGACAAUAAG